Molecule: messenger RNA, 2323 nt
Organism: Sapajus apella (tufted capuchin)
Lineage: Eukaryota; Metazoa; Chordata; Mammalia; Primates; Cebidae
Gene: SIGIRR
Product: single Ig and TIR domain containing
Exons: 10
Coding region: 944-2155 (403 amino acids)
Biological process (GO): signal transduction
Source: RefSeq, a predicted model, not a curated record
UAUCUGGAAAAGGGCGCACUGCCCUCGCACCCCAACCUGAAGGGAAGGUCCACAAGAUGCCAUGGCAACUGCUCAACCACUGGGGGCCCCUGCCCGGGAGAGGGACAGGGAGAGGGCCAGAGAGCCCUGUUGGAGCCCCGGGGUUGGCUUGGAGUUCCGGAAGGCCCCGUACCCUGGGGUCAGAGGUCAGAGACGCACGGGGGCGCACACCAGCUGGCCCCUUGGCUCCUGAGUGUGAACCCUAGUGCUGACUGGGAGGCAGACUGCAGACGGUGCAGCCCUGUCCUCCGGGCAUACAUGCAUGAUGGCCCUGGCUGGGGUCGCUGUGCCAGGAGGACACCCCACCCAUUAUCCCUGGAACCUGCCCCUUUGAGCACCCCCCCCAGCCCCCAACACACACACACACACACUGCACAGAGGAAAGUGCCGUGCCUGGGUGGGUUGGGGCGGGCCCCAGAGGAAGGAGCCGCUUUACUCAGAGCUACAGGAAGAGCUGGGGCAGGCGGGGCAAGAACCACCACUGCCCGCCCGCCCGCCUAGGGAAGGGGUGGGUGCCUGGGUGGGGUUUAGGUUUAGGAGAGGAUGUGACUGCAAGGCCAGGAAGCUACAGGCAAAGUUCUGAUGAAAAUACACAUAAACACACGCCAGGUCCUCCCGGUGCUCGGUGAUGCAUCCGUGGCAGCCUGGGUGCUGUGGACACUCCCCGGGGCCCAACGGAGGGGACAGUUUGCUCCCAAAGGCACAUCCGUGACCAACAUUCCCCCAUCCCCGGAGAGAAGAACUGGAAGCAGCCUCUGACCCAUCCAGGUGCCCUGUCCAGCUGACUGCAAGCAGAGGGGAAUCCUGCCCAGCUCUUGGAUCAGACUGCUUGGCCGAGGAGCCCUGUGGAGCUGGGGGUGGCCCCGGAGCUCAGCCUGCCCCGAGGGGGCCCUGGCUCAGAGCCAUGCCAGGUGUCUGUGACAGGGCCCUUGACUUCCUCUCCCCGGCUGAAGACCAGGUGCUAGGGCCUGCCUUGGGCAGCUCAGUCACUCUCAACUGCACGGCUUGGGUAGUCUCUGGACCCCACUGCUCCCUGCCUUCAGUCCAGUGGCUGAAAGAUGGGCUUCCACUGGGAAAUGGGGGCCACUACAGCCUCCACGAGCACUCCUGGUUCAAGGCGAACUUGUCAGAGGGGUUUGUGUCCAGUGUCCUGGGGGUCAACAUGACCGGCGCUGAGGACUAUGGGGCCUUCACCUGCUCCAUCCAGAAUGUCAGCUCCUCUUCCUUCACUCUUCAGAGAGCUGGCCUUGCAAGCCACGUGGCUGCGGUGCUGGCCUCCCUCCUGGUCCUGCUGGCCCUGCUGCUGGCCGCCGUGCUCUACGUCAAGUGCCGGCUCAACGUGCUGCUCUGGUACCAGGACGCCUACGGGGAGGUGGAGAUGAACGACGGGAAGCUCUACGAUGCCUACGUCUCCUACAGCGACUGCCUGGAGGACCGCAAGUUCGUGAACUUCAUCCUGAAGCCGCAGCUGGAGCGGCGUCGGGGCUACAAGCUCUUCCUGGAUGACCGCGACCUCCUGCCGCGCGCCGAGCCGUCCGCCGACCUCCUGGUGAACCUGAGCCGCUGCCGGCGCCUCAUCGUGGUGCUCUCGGACGCCUUCCUGAGCCGGGCCUGGUGCAACCACAGCUUCCGGGAAGGCCUGUGCCGGCUGCUGGAGCUCACCCGCAGACCCAUCUUCAUCACCUUCGAGGCCCAGAGGCGCGACCCCGCGCACCCCGCGCUUCGCCUGCUGCGCCAGCACCGCCACCUGGUGACCUUGCUGCUCUGGAGGCCCGGCUCCGCGACUCCUUCCUCUGAUUUUUGGAAAGAACUACAGCUGGCGCUGCCGCGGAAGGUGCACUACAGGCCAGCGGAAGGAGACCCUCAGACGCAGCUGCAGGACGACAAGGACCCCAUGCUGAUUCUUCAAGGCCGAGUCCCGGAGGCCCGGGCCCUGGAAGAGGGCGACCUGGGUAUCCCGAGGCCUGUCUUUGGAGAGCCAUCAGCUCCACCGAGCACGGGCGGGGUCUCGCUGGGAGAGGGCCGGGGCAGCGAAGUGGACGUCUCGGACCUCGGCUCGAGAAACUACAGUGCCCGCACAGACUUCUACUGCCUGGUGUCAGAAGAUGAUGUGUAGCCCCCACUCAGAAUGGAGGAUGAUAAGGACAUCGGGUGCCAGGACAGGGGGGUCGUUCCUCUGCUUAGCAAGACCACAACCCCUGUCUGCAGCCCUGGGAACCCCAGGGCAAGGCUGUGGCCCCAUGGCCCCUCCCAGUGCCAGAAAAUAAAGUCCUUUUGGAUUCUG